GCCAGUCUUCGUCCGUCUACAUGACGUGAUCGUAGAGGCACUGCAUCGGGGUGAUUCUUCGGCAAUCUAACCUGCCGACCAUAUAAAUCACUUUGCUGAACCGAAAAAAAUGGCAAUAUUAAUUUAUGUAGGCACAGAUCUAGGACGGGUUAAUUACGAGCAUACAUACUUAUUAGCAUAGGCCGGCUAUUGGUCCUUUAUCUCGUUGCUUCUACUCCAUGCUCACUCUACGUACUUAAUUUUAGAUUAGUGUACGUAGGAGCUAUGGCGGGCGAACCAAGAGAAAAAGUUGAAGCCUCCGAUUCCGAUCCGGGCCCGGAAACUAAAGAGAUUACGACUAAGGUCACGGCGGAUCCCGGCCGCACUUCAAAAGAAAUAACAUCAGAAGGAGAUGAAUAUGGCUCAACCGACGACCAUAUAUUUUCAGAUCCGUCGGUAGCCGAAUACUGGCGCGCCAAGUACGAGAAGGCCAGCUAUGAGAACCGGCACCGCUUCGAUCCGGAGUACAAGUGGACGGCGGAGGAGGAGCGCCGGCUGGUGAGGAAGAUCGAUGCUAGGAUCAUGGUUUGGGCCUGGCUGAUGUUCUGCGCGCUGGAUAUGCAUAGGAGGAAUAUUAAUAGAGCUAUUUCGGAUAAUAUGCUGGCUGAAAUUGGCAUGAACACGAACGACUUCAACUAUGGACAGACUAUCUUUCUUGCAUGCUUCUUGGCUGCGGAAUUGCCUAGUGGACUAAUUAGCAAGAAGCUCGGCGCUGAUGUCUGGAUUCCUACGAUUAUGGUGGGCUGGUCUAUCGUUGCGCUGUCGCAGGCGUUCCUCAAGAACAGAGCCGGCUUCUACGCCAUUAAAGCCCUUCUAGGCUUGUUGAUGGGUGGGUUUAUUCCCGACAUAGUCCUCUGGCUCACAUACUUCUACAAGAGCAGAGAGCUACCCCUUCGCCUGGCCUGGUUUUGGACCGCUCUUAGUACAGUGAAUAUCGUCGGUUCCUUGCUGGCCGCUGGAAUUCUUCAGAUGCGUGGGAUUAAUGGAUGGAGCGGUUGGCAGUGGCUGUUCCUCAUCGAAGGGCUAAUAACACUGCUCAUUGGAAUCUUUUCUUGGGGUUUAAUGCCACCAGGACCUACUCAGACGCGGCAUUGGUUUCGGGGUAAGAACGGGUGGUUCAGCGAUCAUGAAGAGCACAUAUUAGUCAACCGACUCCUCCGUGACGAUCCAAGCAAGGGGGACAUGAACAACAGGCAAGCCGUAGGGCCCAGUCUACUCUUCAAGGCCGUCAAGGACUGGGAAAUGUGGCCGCUGUACAUCAUCGGCCUCACAACGUACAUCCCGCCCGCACCACCGUCCAACUACCUGUCAUAUAUCCUACGACAGAUUGGGUUCUCAGUAUUUGAGGCCAACCUCCUCGCGAUCCCGUCGCAGUUCUUAUUCGCCGUCAACCUCCUUAUCGUAACGUGGGUCUCGCGGCACUUCAACGAGCGGUCCAUUAUCUCGUCCAGUUCCAACAUCUGGAUAUUCCCGUGGAUCCUCGCGCUAGUCCUCCUACCGGAGAACGCCUCUCCAUGGGUCCGAUACGCCAUGCUGACGGGGCUUCUCAGCUACCCGUACUGCCACGCCAUCCUCGUGGGCUGGAACGCGAAGAACAGCAACGCGGUGCGAACACGCGCGGUUUCAGCAGCACUCUACAAUAUGUUUGUCCAAAGCGGCAACAUUAUCGCGAGCAACAUCUACCGCGAUGACGACCAGCCCUUGUACCGGCGUGGUAACCGGGUUUUACUAGGAAUUACGGUCUUCAAUAUCGGGAUAUUCUACGUCGUGAAGGCGUUUUACAUUUGGCGGAAUAAAUUGCGCGACAGGAAGUGGAAUUCGAUGACGCAGGAGGAGCAGGAGAAUUAUAUAUUGACAACGAAAGACGAGGGGAUGCAGAGGCUUGAUUUCCGCUUCGUUCACUAGGACUGUCUAGACGGUUUGUGUAUACAAAAAACGGGGUAUGUAUAAGUGGUAUGCGCGUAAGGUCGAUAAUCAUGAAAUAUUGUGUACUACUAAGCCUCUAACCUAGCACGGUAUGCUUACUGUAAAGUGUAUACAUAGUAGGGGGGAAAAGAACACAAAAGAGUCUGAGGCUAAAGCUAAAUUAGCACUUGGCGAUCCUGUAAAUCAAUAUAGGUCUGUGAG
Messenger RNA from Daldinia decipiens, 2166 nucleotides. Its product is annotated as MFS general substrate transporter. The coding region runs from base 265 to 1944 and encodes 559 amino acids. Gene Ontology annotation, biological process: transmembrane transport. Gene Ontology annotation, molecular function: transmembrane transporter activity. NCBI's taxonomy places the organism in Eukaryota, Fungi, Ascomycota, Sordariomycetes, Xylariales, Hypoxylaceae. The transcript has 2 exons. The record is from RefSeq and is a predicted model, not a curated record. Gene Ontology annotation, cellular component: membrane.